AACGGCUCUCUCUAUAUUGGUGGUUUGGUUUUAUAUAUAUAUUUAUAUAUAUUUAUAUUUAUAUGUUUAAAUAUAAAUCAUAUGUAAAUAGAUUUUCCUGACGAUUUUCGAGGUUAGGCAACAACACACGUCAUCAUCAUCAUCGUCAUCACUGGUGGUGUUUUGACAUCAUAAAAAGGUUCCAAAUGGCUGCUGUACAGUUUUCUGUCUGUUGGCUGUUCCUGUGUGCGUGCGUGAUCCCCGGCGUGAGGUCGUGUCUGCAGUGUGACCUCGCCAUCCGCCACAUGCAUGAGGACUUUAUUUCUACUAAGCAUAAACUCACCGUACAGGAGCAGAUGGAUCUGGUGAAGAUCAUCAAUCAUGCCUAUGUCACCUACCAGGAAACCAGCACACAGUUCUCCAGCGGGCUUAUCGAUUUUACUACACUGUACCGAGCACAAACUGAGUAUCAGAGCGAGUUCAGGAGGCACUGGAAGGAGCCCAGCACCGGGUCUGUCCAGUGGGAUAUGAUAAAAAUCCUGGAGAAAGGGAAGAAGAUCCUGAACAAGCAUCUAGAAGUGUUUGUCGCUGAAGGACUGUGUCCAAAUGAAUGUGGCUUACUAUUUCAGAGUGUAAUGAACUGCUCUUCCUGUCAGUAUGGGCUGCACAUAUGUCAAUCUGAUACACCCCCGAAAGAUUGCGGAGUGCAUCAGCUGGUAGCGAGUGAGGGCAAGCAGGCAGUCUUGGAUUGUUUUCUUCCGUGGCACAGAUUGGUAGUAGGGCAUGCUGAGUAUCAUUACUCCUGGAAACCGGGAGCCACAAAUUUCACAGCCGAAGAUGAGUUUGAGGUUCUGGUGGUGACACAGGACUCCAGAAUCGUCCUCAACCAGCUGAGAGUAAGCGAGCAGGGAGUGUAUCACUGCUUCCUGCUGGAUCAACACGGCACUACAAUCUCACAAACACACUUCCUCCUCACUGUCACCCCCGUGCCCACUUCACCUCCCAGGCAGAUCCCAACACUCCCAUCUCUCCCUCAUGUCAAAGUGAGCCAUGUCCGGCUCCAUACAAACACUCUGAUCAUCAUUCUCUCUCUCCUGACUUCCCUGAGCAUCACAGGCAGCAUGGCCAUCAUCCUGUAUGUCGGGAUGACGGUGAGACGACAGAAGAAAGGCGAAGCUGAAGAAAGUAGACAAGAUAGACUAAAUAGACACUCAUCUCCAUGAUCGAAGAAAAAACCAGACACAAGCUCUAAAGCUUCUUCAACCAUCACAGGUUCACUCUUUAGCAAGGUUUCUUUCCUAAAACAUUUAAAAACCCUGAAUUAUUUUAAUCUCAAUGUAAGUAAUAAUAGAAUAACACAUAAAUUGAUGUAUUUUGAAUGUAAUUUAUAGAUACAUUUAAUAUUGUUGACGUUUCAAAUAGUAGUUAAACCAUAACCUUGGACUGUAACAAAACAUUAAAUGAUAAAUUUUUCACCUUACAAAAAAAACAACAUUUUGAUUCAAGAAAGCAUUAACAAUUUGGUAUAAAUAUUAUAUAACGGUGCUUAUACACUAUAUGGAGAAGAUUAUUGUGAGCUUUUCAACAUCCAGUUCCACAUUUGCUGUUACUUUAUAAUAACCACCAUUCUUCUGGAAAGAUGUUCCACUAGAUUUUGGAGUGUGUUUGUGAAGAUUUGUGCUCAUUUAUCUGCAAGGGUGUUGUGAGGAGGCCUGGGGUGCAGUCAGCAUUCAGUUUCAUCCCAAUGGCGUUCAGUAGGGUUGAGGUCAGAGCUCUAUAGCAGGAGAUCUUCCACUCCAACCCAUGUAAAGCACAUCAUAAAGAUGGAACAAGUUCAAGUCUCCUAGUUCAAAUGAAGCGAAAAUGUAAUGCUUCUGUAUCAUACAGUUGUGUGCCUCCAGCUUUGUGGUAAGUUUCAUUAUGGUGAAGAGCCACAUUCAACAAGAAAAGUCAGGUGUCCCAAUACUUUUGUCCUGGCUUGCCAUUAAACUUUACUUGAAAAUUC
Molecule: messenger RNA, 1984 nt
Organism: Silurus meridionalis
Lineage: Eukaryota; Metazoa; Chordata; Actinopteri; Siluriformes; Siluridae
Product: izumo sperm-egg fusion protein 1
Exons: 10
Coding region: 186-1202 (338 amino acids)
Biological process (GO): sperm-egg recognition; heterotypic cell-cell adhesion; fusion of sperm to egg plasma membrane involved in single fertilization
Cellular component (GO): plasma membrane; acrosomal membrane
Molecular function (GO): signaling receptor binding; protein binding involved in heterotypic cell-cell adhesion
Source: RefSeq, a predicted model, not a curated record